Molecule: messenger RNA, 1983 nt
Organism: Bicyclus anynana (squinting bush brown)
Lineage: Eukaryota; Metazoa; Arthropoda; Insecta; Lepidoptera; Nymphalidae
Product: tyrosine-protein phosphatase corkscrew
Exons: 12
Coding region: 16-1749 (577 amino acids)
Biological process (GO): protein dephosphorylation
Molecular function (GO): protein tyrosine phosphatase activity
Source: RefSeq, a predicted model, not a curated record
UUAAUUUAGUACUCAAUGGCAGCUUAUGGUCAAUGGCAUGGCGCGUGUGAUCAGUGGCAACCGGUCGACUGCGCAUUCGAGUUUGAAACAGCGCGCGAAGCAGAUCGCUUUGCGGUUACGGUCGUGUGCGUGAUACUUAAGACAAACAUUGCUAGUGGUGAUUCGAGAGUGAUGUCAAAGGAUAGUUCCAGGCUGAGCAGGUUGGGGGUCCUGGCUCCCGCUGCGCUCUCCGUGUGUAUGGACGCAUCGGUACUGGCUGUGCCGGCAGCUGGCGCUAUAGUGUCCACAGUCCUGAAGGAACUCAGCAAGGCUUUUAUGCUUAAAAAAUGGUUCCACGGUAUCAUGUCGGCAAAAGAAGCGGAACAUUUGAUGAUGGAAAAAGGAAAGAAUGGCUCUUUCCUGGUACGCGAGUCGCUUACUCACCCUGGAGAGUACGUGCUAUCAGUGCGCGUGCGCGGCCGGGUCAGUCACGUCAUGAUUAGAAAACAGGCAGACAAGUACGACGUUGGCAGCGGUGAGCAAUUUGAUGAUCUGGUGGGGCUGAUAGAGCAUUUCCGAGCGUACCCUAUGAUUGAGACAUCGGGCGAUGUCUUGCGACUCUUGCAGCCUGUCAGCGGGACCUGCCUCAGAGCCCACGACAUUGACAAGAAAGUUCAGGAAAUGGAUGAAUUUAAGAAGGCGGAUAGUGACAAUGGCUUUGACGGAGAGUUCCAGUCGCUAAAGAUACUUGAAGACAUCCAUGUCUUCACAACCAACGAGGGCUUAAAGACGGAGAAUGCAAACAAAAACAGAUAUCGAAACGUAUUGCCGUACGACCAGACACGUGUUGUUUUGCGCAAACGCUGUGACCGCAGUCAAUCGGACUACAUAAAUGCAAACUAUAUUAAAUCAUCACGUCUUGGAGACUCCUCGAGUUCCGUACAGUCUUCUAACGAGAGCUUAAAUAGUGUCACUUCCUUAAUACUCAGGAGCGAAACAAAGAAACCAGUGCCUCUGGUCACGAAAUCCUUAUCAGAUGACGCACUACGAGAGGUCAAACGAUGCAUUAAAUUCGAUAAAAUUAAUGGCAAUCGUUGGCGUUCCUUAGUAAAAGACAAAGUAUACAUAGCAACACAGGGCUGCCUCUCCAACACGAAAGAUGAUUUCUGGCGAAUGCUCUGGCAAGAGGAUGUUCGGGUUAUCGUUAUGAUCACUAAUGAAGUGGAGAAAGGAAAGAAAAAAUGCGAGCGUUACUGGCCUCUGUCUGGACACGAGGAAUGUUACGACGACUUGGUAGUGAAGUCGAUAUCAGAGACAUGUUACGAAGAUUAUCUCCUUAGAGAGUUCGACGUCUGUAACAAAACCACCUGUAGGACCAUUUAUCAAUUCCAAUUUACGGGUUGGGCUGAUCAUGGUAAGCCACAAGAGCCAGAAGGAGUUCUAGCUUUUAUGGAAGAUAUCAAUCGAAAAAUGUAUCGGAUCACUCAAGAGAAAGACGCUCCAGAACAGAAUAUAUUGUGCGUGCAUUGCUCUGCUGGCGUCGGCAGAACCGGAACAUUUAUAGUCUUGGACAUGCUCAUCGAUAAAAUAAAGCAAUCCGGCGUUAACUGUGAAAUAGACGUGCACAAUACUGUGAAGCUGGUGCGGUCACAGCGCAGCGGCAUGGUACAGAACAAAGCACAGUAUCGCUUCAUAUACCUCGCCCUUCAGUGCUAUAUCGAUAAGAAAAACAUCAAAAUAGGCAAAAAGGUCUAUACUUCGGAGGCCUGAACUUCAACCAAAAGACAGUGAACCAAAGCGCAUGAUAUUUAAGGAUAAGACUUACAAUUACUUUAGUGUUAGUUCAUAAUUGUGUUAAUGUGAUCAACAAUAUAAAGUUAAACAUAGAUAUAAUGGGACUGUACUCAAUAAUUGUCCAGUUACUCAUUAACUAAGUGAUAUAAGCAUGUUUUAAUUUUUUUGUUCAUUAUUGUAAUUUAAAUUAAAAGAGCGUUGUUGCUGUAA